CCAAAAUUAUCCUCUGCACAGCUGCUUCUGCUCAACUACGUCACGAUGUUUUGAUCGAGUUAAAGCUACCUAGCGUACAUGGCUAACAAAUAUCGAAACUACAACUGAGCUGAGUUCGAGCGAACGAGCCACUUGUGGAAACAUCUGGCUCCACAUGCUGGGAUCCUAUAUGGCUUCCUUCCUGUGUUUAUCAGGGGCUUAACAGCAGUGAUCUACCCGCAGCAGGAGGAAUUCUCUCUGCAUCUGUCAGAUCCCCUGAUCCGUCACCAUCCGAAACAGAGAUGGCAGCUUCCCAGCACACAUAAAAACAGAUUAAUCACCUUUAUGCAGUCCAUGUGGGAUGAUUCUUUGAAUGGUAAAAAUUACACUGCAGCACAUGAGGCUUUUCUCAACGGUUGAAAAGGAGUAUGGGGUGCUAAGAUCAUUGCUAACACCUCUCCUCCAACGUUUGCUGUGUGAAAAUAUAACCAGUGGGUCCAAACGACAACAUUGGGGGAUAAUAAUGUAUAAGAGAAUUUAGUAAUCUCACUUAAUUAGAUUAUUUCUUUCUCAAUUUCUCAUUAGGUCAAGAAUCUAAAUUUACCUUUGGAUUAUUCAAACAUUCUAAAUUCUUUCUUGUUUUUUGUUUUCCUUACAUUAAUCAGUUUUUUAGUUUAAAUCUUAGAGACUCUUCCUGUUCAAAGUCAUCCUAUUUGUACAGCAGCAUCCAUAACUCAUCAUUUGUCGUUAAUACAGAUGUUUUUAACUCUAUUGUCAUAAGAUUUACUUCCAUACAUUCCACUGUUUUGAUUGUGUUCUUUUAGAAUGUUUCACUGAUCAUUUAUUUGUAAAACAGGGUUCAUUUUAACAUCCUGGUUCUGAUUUUUAGGGCUCUACGGACAAGCAUGAUGUUACAUUGGUGAUCUUCUCAAUUCCCACACCCCCAGCAGGUCCCUGAGGUCCAGUGACCAUAUCCUACCGGUUGUGCAGCGCACCAGGUGCUGUGGCCCCCAGACCCCAUGAAACUAAACUGUUCAGGCUGGCUUUGAUGUGGCCUUCAUCCUCUUGUUCUGCUCUUUCUACCUGUUCCACCCUUCCCGGGAUCCACUGAUUUACCCUCUUUCUUAUUCAUGUAAUCUCUCAUUUUCCUCAAAAUUUUAAUCACAAUUUCUUCCCAUUUUUUUCUCAUUUAAAGCAAAUCUUAAUUUAUUUGUAAAAAGUUUGUUCAACUGAUGCACCUCAUAAUUUUGAUCUUUUCCCUUCCUUUCUCUCUCUCUCUCUCUCUCUCUCUCUCUCUCUCUCUCUCUCUCUCUCUCUCUCUCUCUCUCUCAGCCCAAUCUUUCAGUAUGAAAGUCAAUUUAUUAUGACCAAAAAGUUCCAUCCUUCCAAUUAAGAGAGUGAUAAAAUUGUGGUUUCCUUCAGGAGUCCCUCAAAAUUUAAAUAUAUGAGUUUCACACAGUCGGUGUUUUAGAUUUAUUUUCAAAUGUAUUUCACUUCUGGAGAUCAGACCCUCAAUUUAGUGUUUGGAGACCCAAAAUUGUCCCCUGAGCCAAAUUUUGGCAACCAAUACAGACUUCAUCUUCUCAAAAUGGUUAAAAUGUGGAAAUUGUUGAAACAACUGUAAUCUUAAUUUUACAUCUGUCUGAUUUGUCAAAAUAAGACAAGACCCUGCAGGCUGCAGCUCAAAUUUCAGCAUCAUUUUCUAUCAGGCUGCUUUAAGAUGUUAUAACGUGCUGCUCUUUGCAGAGUUACAAAGGAGGAAGGGGACGUUCGCUCAGACACGGGGGGUUGCACAUCAGCCGCCCCAUGUGUAGCUCUCAUAAUCCGCAGCAGGUCCGUCGCCCUUCAGAAGCGAUGCUGGAGUUUGGAGACGCGGACUCGCGGCGCAGCACGCUGCUCCUCUCUGCCAUGCCGUGAGCACAUUUAAAACCAGCUCCGAGAUUUAUAUUUGCUACUGACCUGCUGUUUGCACCGAUAUGGAGUACUGGAGGCAGUGCGCGAUGUGGCUGAUCGGCUGCAACGUGCUGCCAGCAAACCACCGGGUCACGGCGGACUCGGCGCAGGUGUUCGACCUGGCUCAGACCCUGCGGGACGGGGUGUUGCUGUGCCAGCUGCUCAACAACCUGAAACCCCAAACCAUCAACCUGAAGGAGAUCAAUCUCAGGCCACAGAUGUCCCAGUUCCUGUGCUUAAAAAACAUCAGGACCUUCCUGAAUUCCUGCUGUGAAGUUUUUGGAAUGAAGAAAAAUGACUUGUUUGAUGCUUUUGAUCUCUUUGAUGUUCGAGAUUUUGGAAAGGUUAUGGAUACGCUCUCCAAGCUCUCUUACACAGCAGCUGCUCAACAAGGAGGAUUCAAGCCAUUUCCAACUGACCAGAGCUUGAAGGACGAGGACAUUUACAACAAUUUGGCUGACUUGAUUGACGAGAAUAUUCCUGAAGACGAGGAUGACUUGUAUGCAGCGGUAUACGGGCUAGACCAAGAAUAUGCAGGAGGAGAGAUCUAUGAAGACCUCAUGAAGACAGAGCAGCAGCUGCCACUGCAGGUAGAGGUAGAUGUGCGGAGCUGCUGUCUGUCAGAGAUCAAACAGACGGAAGAGCGAUACACAGAGACGCUGGAGUCCAUUGAAAAGUAUUUUCUGAAUCCUCUGAAGAAGUUUUUAUCCGUAGCUGAAAUUGACAACGUUUUUGUCAACAUUCCCGACCUGGUAAAACUGCACAAGAGCCUGAUGGUGGAUGUGCAGGAUUCCAUUCUGAACAAAAACGCCUUAAAUCUUCACCAAAUCUUUAUCGACUACAAAGAAAGACUCCUCAUUUAUGGGAUUUACUGUAGCCGGGUCGAGAUCGCUAUUGCAAUUUUAGACCUGAUCUGCAAAGAGAAAGAGGAUGUUCGCCUAAAGCUGGAGGAGUGCUCUAAAAGGGCCAACAAUGGGAAGUUCACACUGAGGGACCUGCUGGUUGUCCCAAUGCAGCGAGUGCUAAAGUACCAUCUCCUCCUACAGGAACUUGUCAAACACACUCAAGAUGCUGCUGAUAAGAACAACCUAAAGACAGCUCUUGAUGCCAUGAAGGACCUCGCUCAGUAUGUCAAUGAAGUGAAGAGAGAUAAUGAGACUCUGAGGGAGAUCGACCAGUACCAGAGGUCUAUUGAAAAUCUGAAUCAGCCACUUCUCACUUUUGGUCGACCAAAAGGAGACGGAGAGGUGCGGCUGGUGUCCAACAUUGACAAGAGGAAACAGGACAGGCACAUCUUUCUGUUUGACGUGGCAGCCGUUGUUUGCAAGCGAAGAGGCGACAACUACGAGAUGAAGGACAUAUUAGAUCUGAACCUCUUUAAGGUCACCAACAAUCCCACAUCUGACAGAGAAGGCAAAAAGUGGUGCUAUGGGUUCUAUGUGACGCACCAACAGGGCCAUACUGGUUUUGAACUCUUCUUCAAGACCAGAGAGCUGAAGAAGAAGUGGUUGGAGCAGUUUGAAAUGGCUAUAUCAAAUAUCCAUCCAGAAAAAGCUAAUCACAACUCACACCAGUUCAAGAUGCACACGUUUGAAAAGAUCUCAUCCUGUAGUAAUUGUCGUCUUUUUCUCAGGGGCAUCUUUAACCAGGGUUAUCUCUGUCUAAAAUGUGGCCUGGGGGCUCAUAAAGAGUGUCUGGGUCGGCUGGGAGUCUGUGGGAGAACAGAUCCUGUCAAGCAGAAGCCCAAGGACAACACAACAGCACCAAGCUCAGGUCUGCCGAGGAUGAUUGUGAUCAAAGACUACAGCGGCAUCCCCAGUCCCCAGUGUGGGCCCCCGCUGAGCAUUCAUGCAGGGGAUGUCAUUGAGUUGAUGUUUGCUGAUCUGCAAAGCUCCUGGUGGCAGGGCAAAAAUCUGGCGACAAGCAAGAUUGGCUUCUUUCCAAGUGAUGCUGUGAGGCCUUACCCAUGUGUUCCAAAACCUGCCGAUUAUUCUGCAUACCUUUGGUUUGCAGGGCUGAUGGAGAGGUACCAGGCAGAGUUGGAGCUGAUGGACAGAGACAACAGCACGUAUCUGGUUCGACACAGGAGUAAAGAGCUCAACGAAUACGCCAUCAGUAUAAAGUUCAACGACAAAGUCAAGCACAUUAAGAUUCUGACCAAGGAUGGAUGCUUCUACGUCGCAGAGAGUCGGCUGUUCAAGACUGUACUGGACUUGGUAGAAUACUAUAAAGAGCACUCUCUGAAGGAGGGCUUCAGCAGCCUUGACACUACUCUGCAGGUUCCCUACAGAGAGCUGUCCAAUGGAAACAUGCCUAAGGCCAUUACCAAGGUUUGCAGUGUUCCUGUUGGCGGCUGCAGCUUUGUUCCUCCCUCCUUCUCGCCUUUCUGGUCAGUGUUUUCUCCUAGAGUGGUGGGGGUCGCAGUGGCACGUUAUGACUUCUGCUCCAAAGAUAUUCAGGAGCUCACUCUACAGAAGGGAGACAUCAUCCGGAUCUACACCAAGAUGCCCAAUGGGUGGUGGAAGGGAGAAGUUGAUGGCAGGGUGGGCUGGUUUCCCUCAACGUACGUGGAAGAAGAGGACUAACUGCAUUUUGUAAAGAAUGAAAUAUUCAGCGGUGUUUAGAACCUGAUAUCCUCCAGUGUUUCUGCCACUCUCCGUACCCUCAAUCACACCUCCCUGAUGAAACCCGGAGGACUGGACAUGAAAAGAGGUGGCAGUGUCCUUGCAAUCUGUCUCCUGUCCUCUGACAGAUUCUCACAUGAGAGAGAGGAAGUUGUCAAAUAACAGAUUCCUGGAGUGUCACGGCACAUCUUCCACCAGUGUGGUUUCGUCUGUCCCUUUAAUUCCACCUCACCUUCUCUUAUUAUUGAUGACACCAUUGGUGGGUGUAAGACUUGUCUUCAUUGGUUUCAAAACUAGGAAGGCUAACCAAAAAAAAAAAAACAAAAA
Messenger RNA from Nothobranchius furzeri (turquoise killifish), 4883 nucleotides. Its product is annotated as guanine nucleotide exchange factor VAV3. Gene Ontology annotation, molecular function: protein binding; guanyl-nucleotide exchange factor activity. Gene Ontology annotation, cellular component: plasma membrane; cytoplasm. Gene Ontology annotation, biological process: cell migration; regulation of GTPase activity; intracellular signal transduction. Lineage: Eukaryota; Metazoa; Chordata; Actinopteri; Cyprinodontiformes; Nothobranchiidae. The record is from RefSeq and is a predicted model, not a curated record.